ACCAAUAACGUCAUUGCGCGCGCUGGACUUGUGACGCAGCGUAUCGUCUGCUAAUUUUGCGCGCUUUAUAAUUUUUAUUGCCAGAGGUUUAUAAAAUAGCAGUUAUCGGUUAAGCAAUAAUAGAAUUAACAGAAGUUUGUUAGGAACACGUUUGGUAUUUUCUUGUUCCGGCUGAAUUUUAGUUCUCAUUCUACAUUAAUUUCAGACGAUACAGACGAGCACACGCAUAUAUAUCUCGGAUUCUUAUUAAAUAUAUUCAUUCAAUAUGAAACGUUUAGUUUUAUUAUCCGUACUUUACAUUUAUUUGGAAACAGGACUUUGUAUAAUUGAAGAAGCAAAUAUAUCGCCGAUGGAUGCAAAUAGUGAUGAACUAUCAGAAAGGUCUCUAGGACAUCAUACAUCAAUAGUAAAGAGGAACACUGCCUUUAAAAGACUACCAGCUUGGUCAGUGUAUUACGGCAAACGAUCAGGGGAACAAAACUAUGAUAUUCAUAAAACUGACCAAUUUGACAACGAUGUUAGGGAUAGUUUUGACAGCAUAGCAAAUGAUAUGGUAAAUGAUUCAGAAUCAGAGGAAGAAGGAAUUUCAAAACAAUGGAUGAUAGAUUAUCUUGAAAAUAAAGCACAAAAUAAUGAAAUAGAUACCAUAGAUGCUGUGAAACGAGCGAAUCUCAAACGCCUGCAACCAUGGAUGUCUACAUAUGGUAAAAGAAGCAGCGAGGUUUUAAAUUCUGGCACAGGAUUCGAUAUCGAUAGGAUCGAGUCAAGUUCUGAAACUGGACACAGCAAUCAGAAAAGAUUCAAUCAUUUGUCUGAAGAUAUAUUUGAUGGUAAUACAGAUUUUGACACCGAAGACCUUCAAUCUGACAAUAUGUUAUAUUCGAAACGUUAUCCAGGAUGGUCAGCUAGUUAUGGAAAGCGAGCUCCUUGGGGUGUUACAUAUGGAAAGCGAGCUCCCUGGGGUGUCACUUAUGGAAAGCGAGCUCCAUGGGGUGUUACUUAUGGAAAGCGAGCUCCUUGGGGUGUCACUUAUGGAAAGCGAGGUCCGUGGGGUGUCACUUAUGGAAAGCGAUCUCCGUGGGGUGUCACUUAUGGAAAACGUGCUCCCUGGUCAGUAACGUACGGCAAACGAGCCCCAUGGUCAGUGACAUACGGGAAAAGGGCACCUUGGGCUGCAACCUAUGGUAAAAGAUCACAGGGCUGGAACGCUUUCUACGGAAAAAGAGCACCAAUGUGGCAAGCUGUUUAUGGUAAACGCAGUUCUGAUGACGCGACUGUUGACAAUACUGUCUCCGACAUUAUGGAUGAUACUGAAGAAACUACAAAUUCUGCAGAGAAACGAGGUUCACAAGCCUGGUCAGCCUUUUACGGGAGAUAAUAAAUUUGAAAACGUAAUGUUUGAAAUGCCGUAAUGUACGGCUAGGAAAGGUCCAGUGAUCCAGAACUUGGUUAUAUAUGUCUGAAAGUCUUCUAUUCAUUCAUAAAUUGAUUCAUGGGUAAAUAUAUUAAUAACUUCUCUAAAAGUCUUAAAGAAUGUUUUAUUUUAACAAAACAAUUUGGCAAAAAUUGCUUACGUAUUCAGUACAUUAGAUGCUUCUGCUAGUUAGCAUUUAAUCCUCUUUUUUGCAAUGUAUGAAAGAUUUUAAUGCAAGAAAUGAAAUAUAAAUAAUAGUUUUAGUUAUGUUUAAAAGUUAUAAGUUUUGUGCGCAGUUGAAUGUUUUCAUUUUUCCAGUGUUAUAUUGCAUGAAAUAUUCUGAUGACAACAUCCAAUUUGUAGACUGUUAAAGGGUAUUAAUAUUGUUAAAACAGAAUAAAUUGUGCCGGUUGCUAUUUUAAAGGGUUUGAAUGUAUAGCAAUGUUUAUGUGUAUGCGCCGUUCGCACUAUCAUAAUUUUCGAAGCAUAUAAAGAGCUGUUUACACUAUAAUAAAAGAUUUAUUAUUCUCGCAAUUAGGCAUUUUACUUUAGUUUCAUAUAAUUAAUAUUGAUACUAGCAUUGUUUUCAGUGUAAGAAGGGAGCAAAUAUAUAACUUCUUUUUAUGCCCUGUUUCCAAACAAAAUAUAAACAUUAUUUACUAUCAUAUUUUUAUUUUUGUUGUUAUUUUAGAAAGCUUUGUAUAUUAGCUGCGCAGAAAUUAUACAUUCCAAUAUUUAUAUUUCAAUAAAGUAACAACAGACGGUG
Molecule: messenger RNA, 2180 nt
Organism: Ruditapes philippinarum (Manila clam)
Lineage: Eukaryota; Metazoa; Mollusca; Bivalvia; Venerida; Veneridae
Exons: 2
Coding region: 266-1378 (370 amino acids)
Source: RefSeq, a predicted model, not a curated record